UAUUUUUGGUGGCGAUCCUGGCACCGCCAACGGGAGAGAUGUUCGCUCGUUGCUGAUUGCACCGUUCUAAAGCUUCAUCUUCGAAGGUGCUUCCAGAUUACUCAUAUCGAUGUAAACUCCGUACUUACCAACAAAAUCUUCGUUGGUGACACGAUUAUUGCACUUGAUGGCCAACCGAUCACAAGUGCUGAGGAGAUCUACCAAAAGCUAAAGGGAUCAUCAGAGGUCCUGGCGGUAAAAGUGCGGCAUGGCAUGUGGUCGUGGUGUGAGCAUCGAUGUACGACACUGGAACGAAUCCAGAUGGAUAAGGAUACUGAGAAGGUUACAGGAAGACCGAUUGACGUAUAUUAUGUGAGUACUGCGUCAGAAUACCUUUUAAAUUAUAAGAAAAACACUGAGGGGUACAUUCGCUCAGGAAUAAUCGAUUGUGCAAAAAUAAAGAAAAAGCGCAAAAUACGGCAUAAAAAACAUACAAGGGUCAAAAAUUGUACUAAAAUGGGGGGG
Molecule: messenger RNA, 504 nt
Organism: Haemonchus placei
Lineage: Eukaryota; Metazoa; Nematoda; Chromadorea; Rhabditida; Trichostrongylidae
Source: the annotation of a GenBank genome assembly